Neltuma alba is the source of this 720-nucleotide messenger RNA. Its product is annotated as P34 probable thiol protease-like. Gene Ontology annotation, biological process: proteolysis. The record is from RefSeq and is a predicted model, not a curated record. The coding region runs from base 1 to 720 and encodes 239 amino acids. The transcript has 2 exons. Gene Ontology annotation, molecular function: cysteine-type peptidase activity. NCBI's taxonomy places the organism in Eukaryota, Viridiplantae, Streptophyta, Magnoliopsida, Fabales, Fabaceae.
AUGCCAGAACCAUGCAAAAUACGAACUCUUGAUAUCCAUCACACAACGAGUUCACUUGCUACCAAAAUGCUCCUCCUUUUCUUUGUUUGGUAUGCUUCAAUCUGUCUCACUUCUGGUAUGUCUGAUGAGUAUUCCAUUCGGAAUAUAGGUCUAGACAAGUUCACCUUUGAGAAAGAAGUCUUCCACCUAUUCCAAAUGCGGAAGAAAGAGACUCAACGAGAAUACCAAACCCUAGAAGAGGACGUACAUAGAUUUCGUGUUUUCAAAAGCAAUUUGAAGUACAUCAGAGAGAAAAAUGCAGAAAGGAAGUCACCCGGUGACUACAGUUUGGGCCUGAACAAAUUUUCUGAUAUGAGUUAUGAAGAGUUCAGCAAAAUCUACUUACAUGAGACUGAGGAAUCCAUGAUAGAAAGCAACAAUAGCAGAAUAGUAUUGAACGCCAUAUCCUGUCCCACCGCACCUUCUUCUUUCGAUUGGAGAACCGAAGGAGCUCAAAUAAAAUUCAUGUUUAUGGACACUUGUUGGGCAUUCUCUGCAACUCGAGCUAUGGAAGGAAUAAAUAAAAUAGUCUCAGGACAGCUUCUGGCUCUUUCUGAACAGCAACUCAUAUCCUACGAUCAGAAAAGCACAGGUUGCAAGGGAGGUGGGUGGUACGCUAACGCAUUUCAAUCUGUCAUCAACAAUAAUGGUAUUGUCAAAAACUCACGGGGAUCUACCUAG